Rosa chinensis is the source of this 1894-nucleotide messenger RNA. Its product is annotated as chaperone protein dnaJ GFA2, mitochondrial. Gene Ontology annotation, cellular component: cytoplasm. The transcript is spliced from 18 exons. Gene Ontology annotation, biological process: response to heat; protein refolding. Gene Ontology annotation, molecular function: ATP binding; heat shock protein binding. The record is from RefSeq and is a predicted model, not a curated record. Bases 201 to 1511 code for a protein of 436 amino acids. NCBI's taxonomy places the organism in Eukaryota, Viridiplantae, Streptophyta, Magnoliopsida, Rosales, Rosaceae.
GGCUCUGUCUCUGCUCCGUCCACUACUAGAACCUUCCCCCACUCUCUCCAAAUUUAGGGUUUCUCCAGGGUUUAUCACACACCAAAACCCCCUCAGACCCAAAAAAAAAAAGAUAAAAAAAAAAAAAAAAGCAAAAUCCCAAUUUCACUAAAGACUCAACCUCUCUGUUCGAUUGAUUGAUCGAUAGAGCUUCCCCCCAAAUGGGUGGCUCCAAUGGCGUCAGGCUGUUUUACUCUCUCGCUCGCCGCCCCACACCCUCCGUAUACGCCAGAGUGUUUGGAGGUGGUGGUUAUAGGACAUUUAACACUGGGAUUUGCAACAAUCCCAGGGUUUUAGGAAAUCCUUCUUCUACUACUACUACUAUUACCAGUAAUGUUUACAGAAGGUUUCCGGGAGCUCUGAGUACCAAUUGGACUACAGUGAGAUCAAUUCAUGGAACUGCAUCUAUGGCUGCGAGAGAUUACUAUGAGACACUUGGGGUUAGCAGGAACGCAAGUGCAUCAGAAAUAAAGAAAGCUUAUUAUGGGCUAGCAAAGAAGCUCCAUCCAGACACAAACAAAGAAGAUCCCGAUGCAGAAAGGAAGUUUCAAGAAGUUUCAAAGGCGUAUGAGGUAUUGAAAGAUGACGAGAAGCGUCAACAAUAUGAUGAGGUUGGCCAUGCUGCAUUUGAAGAACAAGGCUCGGGCUUUCCCAAUGAUUUCAGGAAUCCGUUUAAAGACAUAUUUGAUGAUAAUAUCUUCAACAUGUUCCGUCAGAAUUUUGGUGGUCAAGAUAUCAAGGUUGCUUUGGAACUAUCCUUCAUGGAAGCUGUUCAGGGAUGUGCCAAAACUGUGACAUUUCAGGCUGCAGUGCCCUGUGAAGCAUGCGGUGGAAGUGGUGUUCCCCCUGGCACCAGACCAGAAUCAUGUAAGCGCUGUAAAGGGUCUGGCAUGACUUUCAUGCAAACUGGUCCAUUUAGGAUGCAGACAACAUGUUCUCAAUGUGGUGGGACUGGUAAAAAUUACACGAGACUUUGCGACUCAUGUAAUGGAAAACGGGUCAAAUUUGGAAUGAAGUCAGUCAAGUUAGAUAUCAUGCCAGGAGUAGACAAUAAUGAAACUAUACGGGUAUUUGGUAGCGGUGGAGCUGAUCCCGAUGGAAAUCAGCCUGGUGAUCUUUAUGUUACCAUUAAGGUUAGGGAAGACCCAGUUUUCCGUAGGGAUGGUGCCGAUAUUCAUGUAGAUGCUGUCCUGAGUAUCACUCAGGCAAUUUUGGGAGGAACUAUCCAGGUCCCAACUCUUACAGGGGAUGUUGUACUAAAGGUCCGUGCAGGUACGCAACCUGGACAGAAGGUAGUCUUAAAGAAGAAAGGAAUCAAGACAAGGAGCUCUUAUUCCUUUGGCGAUCAAUAUGUGCACUUUAAUGUCAGCAUCCCAACGAAUCUGACUCAAAGACAACGUGAAUUAAUCGAAGAGUUUUCCAAAGAGGAACAAGGGGAAUACGGUAAGCGUGAGGCUGCAGGAGCAUCUUGAUAUAAUGGUGUUGCAAAGUCCUCUAUGUUUGCUAAUAUAUCACACAUUGGAGUGUCGUGCUUAGCUAGAAGAGCAGAGGAAUGAGAGGGAAAAAAAGACCAACCAAUUGUCGAAGAGUUGUUUUAGGUUCCAGUUAGCAGUUCUAUUUGUAAGGUUAUGUAAUUUUCUUCUCCUGCAAGUCAUAAAUGGUACUUCCGAUUUAGACGAGGAGACCUGUGAUGAUGGUGCAGUAUUUUUGCGGCAGUGUACAUAUCAUUUGAAUUGAAAUCUCACAACUAUAAUGGACUAGAUCAUGUCCCUAUUAUUUUUGUUUGCACCAAAUGUAUUGAAUAAUAAUCUAUAUUGUCCUAAGCAAGGACUCAAAAUAUUCUCGAUUUCCUCAA